CGGUAGGCGUGGCCUCCGGGCAGCGGAGACGGAGACGGCGACGGAGACGGAGACGGCGGAGGCGAGCCGCAGGUGAGAAGAGAGAAGCGGAAACGGCCAGGCACGUAAACGGCCGAGCUACCGACAGACGACGACGCGCGCUCCACGCGAGACCGUGCGCGUACCCUCCUCGGCCAGACCGAGGUCAGUCAGGGUCCUGCUCUUCGACAGGACACUCGAGAGAGAGCAUCUCUUCCUGCGAGUCGAGCACCGAGCAUCGAGCACAUCGGACAGCUGUCAGCCAGCCAGCCUGCCGCCGCCGUCGCAUCUUCUUCCUCGCUUUCGACCCGUCUCGUCGCUGCUCCGCCGACCCGUUGGAUCACGCCACGAGCCUGCGGACUCGCGCGUUCGAACACCGACUCGAAUUAUCGUCUCGAAUCGUUCGAAAUCCCCGAUUCCUCGGGGCCGCGUCCCCGCGGGACCCGCCGUCCUAGAUCGCGCGGCCAGCGGGAGACACCGCGGAUCGUCCCGCGACUCCUCGCGAGAUCUCUGCCCGACCGGAGCAACGAACCGAACGGGUUUUCGACACGUGCGCCCACGGGGACCCAGCCUGGCCGCCGCGACCUUGGCGAACCACGUGGAGAACAGCGCGCCGAACAGAUCGCCGGCGACACGGCCGUCGAUCGCGCGACCCACCAGUGAACGGAGGACCCGACCCGGCCCGACCCGGACCGCUCUGUGUAAUCGAUCGAUCGAUCGAUCGAUCAGUUGUGUUGCUCAAGGAAUUUGUGUUGCCCAAGACCACCCGGCCUAGGUCUAGUGUCCGUAUCAACGCCGAAGAGACUUACCGUGGAGUUACUCUUCCCCGGUGGAGCAACUGGCCCUCUCCAUGAACUGGCCGAAGAUUUAACACCAACGAUCGAGCAACCAGUUUGGACGCAAUGUGCGAAGCGGUGCCACGGACUUGGUACAUGAAACCAGAACUUCAUUGCGUCGGGGUUGGAGUUCCGGCGGGCGCGCUGUCACCCCCUGCCACGUUGUCGCCGCCCAGCAGCCCCAGCGUGACUCUGCCUCCAUCGCCUUGGAGCCCUGGCGCGACAGGAAACGGCUCGAACACCACCGCAUCCUCCAAUCCGUCCUCGAUCUGCUCGUCGGGCAUCAAUCAGCCGGCAUCGGACCGAUUCAGCGCGUUCACUCUCGUCUCGACGUACAAUCCCGAGACGAGAUUGCACACCCUGCCACCGACAACCACCACCGCUACACAAGAAUUACGGUGCGGUCUAAUGUACGGGGGUUAUGGUUCGACGGGAGCGACCUGGUGGGCUCGACACGUGAGCCUCUUGUUACCCCAUUCCCUACUACCACCCCCGAGAAUUCCCAUCCAACAAACCACACCAAUUACCAAUUGCUCACCCAUUCAUCUGGAACCUCUCAGCCCGUCCAGGCCCGGAUCGCCGCGUGGAUGCACGCCGGAAAAGGCUAAAUUCGAAGACGAAGCGCCGCUGAAUCUGAGCACGAAGCCCGGCGAUGUCUCGAGCGCAGAGGGCAAGAGUAAGAUUUGGUCGCCCGGGACUGUGUGCGAGAGGGAGGCGAAGGAGACCAGGGUGCCCACCUCGAAGAGCCCUUCUGUGACGCCCGUCGUCGCGCGACAAGUGCAUCAUCACUCGCCGCUGACACCGCCUUCAUCAUCCGAAAGAACUUUCCAGUGCAAACAAUGCGGGAAAGCAUUCAAGCGCUCGAGCACGCUCAGCACCCACCUUUUGAUUCAUUCGGACACCAGACCGUACCCCUGCCAAUACUGCGGGAAACGGUUCCAUCAGAAGUCCGAUAUGAAGAAGCAUACGUACAUUCAUACCGGCGAGAAGCCUCACAAAUGCGUGGUGUGCGGCAAGGCGUUUUCCCAAAGCAGCAACCUGAUCACCCACAUGCGAAAGCAUACGGGGUACAAACCGUUCCAGUGCGGCCUCUGCGACAAAGCGUUCCAAAGGAAGGUGGACCUGCGGAGGCACCGGGAAGGCCAGCAUCCAGCGGCCCCGGCUCUGGACUACCGUUCCCUCCAGCUCCCCGCGCAGCCGAACGUCCACUCGCCCCCCAUCCAGCCACCGUCCGCAUAUCAUAUGAUACCGAUACCCGGCAACAGUUGAGAUCUAUCGACGGCCGUCGUCGUCCGACCGCAGUCGCCGCCGGCGUCGCUGCUUCGGCUUUUCCGUCGGGUCUCCUUCGGGCCGAUCGCCGCGCCGUCCACGAUCCGCACGAGGUACAACGAACGAAGAGGGGGAAUGGGGGACAAACGGUAACCGCGGUACACGCUCGCGAACUUUGUAGUACGUACAUAUGUACUUCUCGUAUCGAUCGGCGGUGCCGACCGUUUAUCGCAGGUGUGAAACUUGCGGCGUUAGGCUGGCCGUCGUGGAAAUCGGGACAGAGUUGUGCCGAUUCGGUUACAUUCGUGUUCGUGUUACAUUGCAUGUAUGUAAUUCGAUUAAGUGGUACGAACCUUUCGGACGGUUGUAUUAGUAUUUUGGCCGCGGGUGUUGUUUGCAUGCGAUGCAACUCGGAAUUACGAUGUAAUUGGUGUUACGAUAUAAUAGAAUUACGAUGUAAUGGAAUUAC
Messenger RNA from Megalopta genalis, 2592 nucleotides. RefSeq lists its product as uncharacterized. The record is from RefSeq and is a predicted model, not a curated record. Gene Ontology annotation, molecular function: DNA-binding transcription factor activity, RNA polymerase II-specific; RNA polymerase II cis-regulatory region sequence-specific DNA binding. Gene Ontology annotation, biological process: regulation of transcription by RNA polymerase II. Gene Ontology annotation, cellular component: nucleus. Lineage: Eukaryota; Metazoa; Arthropoda; Insecta; Hymenoptera; Halictidae.